Messenger RNA from Oncorhynchus tshawytscha (Chinook salmon), 1409 nucleotides. RefSeq names its product speckle-type POZ protein-like A. Gene Ontology annotation, cellular component: nucleus; cytoplasm. Gene Ontology annotation, biological process: proteasome-mediated ubiquitin-dependent protein catabolic process; regulation of proteolysis. The record is from RefSeq and is a predicted model, not a curated record. NCBI's taxonomy places the organism in Eukaryota, Metazoa, Chordata, Actinopteri, Salmoniformes, Salmonidae. The transcript is spliced from 8 exons. Bases 347 to 1240 code for a protein of 297 amino acids. Gene Ontology annotation, molecular function: ubiquitin protein ligase binding.
GACUGGGUUUGAGACAGGUGGUCCGAGACUUGAUGUUGACCUGGGCGUAAGGAAAGCGGCAAAUAGCAAGCGGGAGGACAUUUUUUUGUUAUCUGGGAAGCUGCUUACUAAUCUGCCUCCACCUACCUAGUAAAGUAGCCUAUGAUGUUAGACUCUGAAAAACAUAUACGUUUUUACAUAGCACUGAGCCUGAGAAUGGUUACAACGCAGUUUUCCAUUGUUUAGCUAGUUAAAUAACUGAUGGUGGAAAUGAACGGCUGAGAUACGAUUCGUUGCCUUUUAGUGGAAGCAUGGAAAUGAAAGGAAAGGUUAAGUGUUAAAGCUGCUGCUGAGGGGGAAGCUGGCCAUGUCACGGGUUCCUACCCCUCCUCCACCAGGGGACAUGUCUACUGGACCUGUGGCAGAGAGCUGGUGUUACACACAGGUGAAAGUAGUCAAGUUCUCCUACAUGUGGACCAUCAACAACUUCAGUUUCUGUAGAGAGGAGAUGGGGGAGGUCUUAAAGAGUUCCACCUUCUCCUCUGGACCCAACGACAAGAUGAAAUGGUGUCUGAGAGUCAACCCAAAAGGACUGGAUGAUGAAAGCAAAGAUUAUCUGUCGUUGUAUUUACUUCUUGUUAGUUGUCCAAAAAGUGAAGUCAGAGCAAAGUUCAAGUUUUCCUUAUUGAACACUAAAAGAGAAGAGACUAAAGCUAUGGAAAGCCAAAGAGCCUAUCGGUUUGUCCAGGGGAAAGACUGGGGCUUCAAAAAGUUUAUUAGAAGAGAUUUCCUGCUUGAUGAAGCCAAUGGGCUGUUACCUGAUGACAAACUCACCCUGUUCUGUGAGGUGAGUGUGGUGCAGGACUCUGUGAACAUCUCUGGCCAGUCCAACAUGAACAUGCUGAAGGUACCAGAGUGCCAGCUGUCAGAUGACCUGGGGAACCUGUGGCAGUGUUCCCGCUUCACUGAUUGUUCCCUCUAUGUGGGAGGGCAAGAGUUCAAGGCACACAAAUCCAUCCUGGCAGCAAGAUCCCCCGUCUUUAACGCCAUGUUUGAACAUGAGAUGGAGGAGAGUAAAAAGAACCGUGUGGACAUCAGUGAUGUGGAGCCAGACGUGUUUAAGGAGAUGAUGGGAUUCAUCUACACAGGGAAAGCUCCCAACCUGGAGAAGAUGGCCGACAACCUGCUGGCAGCUGCUGACAAAGUAAGUCAUAGUCAUAAGAAAUUAUCUGCCUGUUUCAAAUGCUGUGUCAGAGCUUGAAUUACGUGAGGACACUAACCCUACGUUCUGUGCCGUGCUUCUUUCCCACUACCCUGUACUGCUAUGGGGAGAUCAUGUAACCCUACAAUUAUCUUCUCUCUCACUACUACUGUUAUGGGGAGAUGGUGUAUUUGUAUUUAUUAGGGAUCCCCAUUAGCUACUUUUCCUG